CGAAUACCAACGGCGACCAUCUCUGAGAUGCAGGAGGAGAAACCCUCGUUGCCGUUUAACGCAAGCUUUGACCCUUCAAACCCACUAGGGCUUUUGGACAAAGUCCUUGACUUUAUUGGGAAAGAGAGCUACUUUCUGUUGAAAGACACGGCGGAUAAAGAGAUCGCCAGUGCUGUUACGGCUGCGAAGAAGAGGUUGAGGGAAGCCGAGGAGGAGGAAGAGAGCUUGACGCCCCUUGAGAAGAAGCUGAAGCCUACGGAACCCAUUGAGGUAGAGAAGCUGAGGAAGGAAAGCUUGGAGCCUACGGAACCCAUUGAGGUAGAGAAGCUGAGGAAGGAAAGCUUGAAGCCUACGGAACCUAUUGAGGUAGAGAAGCCUAAGGAGAGGGAGUUCACGUUUGGUGCCAUUCCUAAGAAAUGGAAUGUCACGCUUGGUGAAGUUCCUAACAAAGGGAAUGGGCUUGAUUUUGAGAAAUACUCAUGGACACAGGAUCACGAGGAGGUCACAAUCACCAUCCCAGUACCUAGCGGCACCAAUCCACGGUAUGUUACCUGUGAAUUCAACACGUACCGUCUGAAAGUUUGUCUCCAAGGGGGGCAACAUACAAUCAUAGAUGGAGCACUCUUCGGUGCUGUGAAUCCUAACGACUGCUUCUGGUAUCUCGAGGAUGAAAAGGUCAUAUGGGUGCUCUUGAGAAAGCAAGACUGGCAUGGAUGGUGGAAAUAUUGUAUGAAAGGGGAGCCUGAGAUUGACACUCAGAAAGUUGACCGGAAGAGCAGUAAACUGGAUGAACUCGACCCGGAGACUCGCAGUAAAGUUGAGAAGAUGAUGUUUGAUGAAAGGCAGAAGCAUGAUUUGAAGAAGAAGUCCAUGUCUCAGAAUCAUUCUCUAAGAAUGCAGAGAGAACCAUGGUUCUGGAGGAAUCUUACGAAUAAGCGUAAGUAGUAAUAUGAUUAGGACAGGAUAACAAGUUGUUGGAGUUUACUCAAGUGAUAUGCUGAUUAUAUAUGUUAGAUCUUGCUCUAAAAAUUUAAUUAUAUAUAGGCUUCUUUGAUGCUGCUCUCUAUAGUUUGACCGUAUGAAUUAACAGUUGACGUGAAUAACUUUUGACUUUUGAUAGAUUGUGAAUGUACAGACAGCAAAGGGUAACGUUUUAAAAAAAAUGGAAAAUGAGACUGUAACACAACAUUGACAUCUCUAGAAGUGUAAUCUUCAUUAAUGUUGUUUUGAUUUGUUCAAUACUACGAACGAUGAGAGAAAAAUAACUGUUGGUAUAAACUAUAAACCAAUCUAAAGCGUUAUGAAACGGUACAGAUCAUUUCUCUGAUUGGUUUCAACUAUAAAGCGUUUUGUUUUCCAAAAACCAUUUUUCAUAGAAUCAAUCUAAAGCGUUUUGUUUUCCAAAAACCAUUUUCAUAGAAUCAAAUUUUAGCUUUUAGUUUUUAUUUUAAAAUAGAUUCCUUAAAAUUUAGAAAAAACUAGUUUUCAAAUUUGUUACCAAGUUAUCAAUAAAAACCAUAAAUCAACUUUUGUGAGUUUUAAUGAAAUAAACGAUUUUGUUUUGUAGAAAACACAACAAUAUUUUCAUAAAGAUAAAAUUCUCAUAAAGUUUUUGUACAUAAGAUAUCACAUAA
Messenger RNA from Brassica rapa (field mustard), 1634 nucleotides. RefSeq names its product protein BOBBER 2. NCBI's taxonomy places the organism in Eukaryota, Viridiplantae, Streptophyta, Magnoliopsida, Brassicales, Brassicaceae. Gene Ontology annotation, biological process: protein folding. The record is from RefSeq and is a predicted model, not a curated record. Gene Ontology annotation, cellular component: cytoplasm.